Messenger RNA from Cydia pomonella (codling moth), 2385 nucleotides. Its product is annotated as glucose dehydrogenase [FAD, quinone]-like. NCBI's taxonomy places the organism in Eukaryota, Metazoa, Arthropoda, Insecta, Lepidoptera, Tortricidae. The record is from RefSeq and is a predicted model, not a curated record. Gene Ontology annotation, molecular function: oxidoreductase activity, acting on CH-OH group of donors; flavin adenine dinucleotide binding. The coding region runs from base 1548 to 2225 and encodes 225 amino acids. The transcript is spliced from 3 exons.
UGAAAAAAACGGGACCAAUCUGUAUAUAUAUACAUUCAAACAAAAAAAUAAUUUUCAAAAUCGGUUCAGAAAUUACGGAGUUAUGGAGUAACAAACAUUAAAAAAAAAACACAACCGAAUUGAUAACCUCCUCUUUUGAAAUCUUGAAGUCGGUUAAAAAGCAGUUUCAAUUUCAAAUUAUCAACCUCCUUCUUCCUUACCUUUCUUCUGUCUUAAGAGCAAUUCCUAGCUGAGAAACUUUUCAAAUCUCGAUUUUUUUGAAGCUAUGUUUCUGUCGCGCUGCGGUGGGCGGGAGUGCGUGUGUGCAAUAAGGACAACUGCAGCUCGGACUAAAAUUCCCACUUAAGAAACUCAAACAUCGAGGUUUGGCUCUCGACUGUUUCUUCCUCCAAAACGCAACCAAUCAUUAUGAAAUUUAGGAAACUGCAAGAGGAAGUAAUAAUCUAUGCCACUAUGUUUUGAUUUUUUGAUAUUUGUUGUCAUAUUUGUACACUAGGCCUUUUUUUUUGCAGCCAAUUCAAUUGAGCCGUUUUUGCGAUUUUCGAGGCGCUGUAAGUCCUUCUAAUAUAAAAUAAUCCAAAAAAGCAAAACAUAGCGGCACAGAUAUUGAUGAUAUUGAUCUUAUUUUAAAAAUCAUUGCUCUAGGUUCAAAAUCCAGGAAGGAAACAGUCGAGACCGUUUGUAUGGAACAAUCGCAACUAGGAAUUCCUCUUAAAGAUCUAAUAAUAAUCAUACGCGUUAAAAUGUAGGCAAAACUUCGUUGCAAUUGUUGUCGUAAAAUUAUUUCCGUAUGGACUACUAACACAAAUCGUAUACUAUCUAAAUUUCCACUAUAAAAAAAUUAACAUUGUCGUUAAUGUUAUCUCACACAAAACAAUAUCAUAAUGGAUCUGAAAUUCGAUGUAUUUAAAAGUGAUAUUAAGAUUUGUAACCAAGAUCUACAUUCCCUUGUCACCUGUUUUUAGUCCAUGCUCUACUUGAGCCCGUUCUGAGUUCGCAUAUUGAGUCGACGUCAAAGAUAUGUAUACAUUUUUCGCCUUAUUACAAAGAAGUAAAAAGCAAAAGUGUAAACAUAUCUUCGACGUCAAUUAUCCACCGAUCGCCGCCUUGACACGGUGCAAUUGCAAUUACAUGUUUAAGGAAAUUUGACUCAUAAGGGCUCGUAAUACUAGCCGUUUUGCUAGAAUAUGGUGUGAAGCAAACUUUUCUUCGUGGUGGUGCAAAUUUUAUAAAAGCGGCGCAAUAUUGAAUUACAAGAGUAUUUUUGUAGUAAAAGUGCAUACGGAAUAAUCAGAUAUGAGAUUUUCUUUUGGAAUACAGUGUACCUUAUAGUCGGAAAUAUUAUUUUUAUAGGUUAAAUUGAAUAGAUUAUAUCGCGUAUAUUGUGUAAAAAGGGGAGUCUACCUCGUGAUUAGGAUUUAAAGUUCAGAAAGGACCUGAAACUUAAAACAUGGAAAGGACGGAAUAUCAUUUUUAUAGCAAUAAAUGAAGAAUAUAACAAGUGUUCGUUAAUUCCAAUUUCUAUUUAGAACAUUUUAAAUCCUACAAUGUUACGUCUACUUGGAACAUUAAUGUUACUACAGGCAUUAGUAAUAUCAAAAUGCCAGCAAGAUAUGUUAAUACGAUCGCAAGGAGUCUUCCAGUUUAAAGAUCCCUCAAAUUCGACAUCCCAAACGAGACCUCGAGGAGCCAUGAUGGACCUGGCUAUGAGGGCUCUUUCACCAGCAAGACGACUAACUACGACAUCUACUGAUUUUUUCGGAUUUCUGAGAGAUACAUAUCCGUUGCCUGGCGGUCAAACGGACGCGUGGGCAGAAUACGAUUACGUGGUGGUAGGCGCAGGCUCGGCAGGUUGCGCUGUGGCCUCAAGAUUGACCGAGCAACGUGACGUCACAGUGCUGGUGCUGGAGGCAGGCAGAGCGGAGAACAUCCUCACCGACGUGCCAGCGCUCGCGCCUUACUUCCAACGGACGGAGUACGCGUGGCAGUACAGGACGGAGCCACAGCCGGGCGUGUGUUUAGGUAUGGAAGGCCGCCGCUGCCUUUGGCCCCGGGGCCGCGCUGUUGGCGGUACCAGUGUCAUCAAUUACAUGCUUUAUACAAGAGGGCGGCCCGAGGAUUGGGACAGAAUAGCUCGGGACGGGAAUUACGGCUGGUUCGUAUUGGCAGUAGAUAACUGUCUUGUUAAUUUUCGUAUCCUGUCCUAUCGCCAUAAACAUUAUUAGCCAUAAUUCUCAGAACAAUUCUCGUAAAGUCUUUGGUUUGUAGGUCAUACGAGGACGUGCUGCCAUAUUACAUGAAACUAGAAAGGUCAAACCUCAUGCAAAACAAUGAAAAUCCCUAUAAAGGUCACAGUGGAAAAGUUUCUAUUGAAAAUCCACCAUU